AUGAUCAUCACCAAGUUGCGCUUUCUGGUCUGUAUGCUCCUCUUCUGCCUCGCAUGGAACGUCGAGGCAUGCACCAAGGUCAAGGGCACCGGCAAAUUGUACACCUUAUGGAGCAACUACCUCCCCACUCCCAUCAAGCGAACCAUGGAGUUCUGGCUCGACUUCAAAGACCUCGGACACAAGUGCAGGAUGUAUGUGGAUUUCGGGGGUGGAAAGUUCAUGACGCGGUGGUCUGGCGCCUCUGACGAUGGUUAUUGCCUUGCCUUGGCUGAUACCAAAACUGGCGAACUGAUGGUUAGAUACGAAGGUUAUAUCUAUGUGGGAACCUACUGGCCAGAAGAGAUUAGUGAUUCGAACGACUAUACUUCGACCCAGCAGCUUAUGUACAAUUUCGAGCUUUCGAGAUUCUGCUAG
This is a messenger RNA of Linnemannia hyalina, 414 nucleotides long. The record is from the annotation of a GenBank genome assembly. NCBI's taxonomy places the organism in Eukaryota, Fungi, Mortierellomycota, Mortierellomycetes, Mortierellales, Mortierellaceae.